AUGGAUCAAAUAUCUACCAGCUUUUCUAGUCCUUACAGAAUUUCAUGCCAAAAACUGGGAACCUUCAGAAUUGUUUUCAAACGUGGAAACUUGGUUGGAGAUGACCAUCCUCUGCCUGUUGUAGCAGAAGUGGGACUGUCGCUUAGAUGCAACUUUCCUUCCACUAUUGUACUAAUAGCUAAUGAACCUGCGAAUAAACUUGAUGUUAUUUGGAGUGCAAUUCAAGCUGACCGUGGUCCAGGUCGAGUGCGUGCUACUCCUAUCAUUGUAGCAAAUGGGCGCACUAUUCGAGUAUCUUCAAUAGGUAUAAGUGAUUCUGGAAAAGCUUUUGGAAACUCAUCUGCUCUCCAUUUAAGUUGGGAACUCAUCAAUUGUGAUGGUUUGGCAUCUUUGGGUGAUGCCUAUGAUUUAGCAACAUCCAAAUCCAGCUGGGAGAGGUUUUUGUUAUUGCAGAAUGCGUCAGGAUUGUGCAUUGUUCGUGCUACUGUUUUUGGGUUUUCUGAUAACAUGGUUGAUGAUCAUUCUACUGUACCAUUUGAAAACUUGGAGAGUAAUCUUACAGAUGAUGUAUGUUUAUAG
Molecule: messenger RNA, 579 nt
Organism: Camellia sinensis
Lineage: Eukaryota; Viridiplantae; Streptophyta; Magnoliopsida; Ericales; Theaceae
Source: RefSeq, a predicted model, not a curated record